AUGAGCACAAAACCUACUCCACUAACUACAUUCAACAUAAACAACACAAAAACAUCUAACCUUCGUUUUAAUAUCGAUCAGCAAUGUCCAAUACAACAUGUUAUUGUUUAUAAUGACCGUGCUGAAGUUACACGUCAACUACGGCAUCAUUUCAAUGUUGAAGGUACUUAUGAUCUUGUAUUCGAAGGUUUUUCUCCAUUUGUUGAUCAUACAUCACUACAUGUUAGUGGAGGAACAGGCAAAACAUGUACUAUUCUUGAAGUUUCAUAUCAAACAUGUUAUGAAAAUAUAGUAUCACAAGCUGAUUUAACACGAUUAGAUCAACUAUAUAGUGAACUUGAGAAGAUUGAAGCUGUUUUUGCUGUCCAUCAACGAGAAAUCACACGUCUUGAUAAACAACGUGCAUGGCUUGAAGGACGAGCGUCGAAACUCAUGAAUCAAGACACACAACUCAAUGCUAAUGACCUUGAUGCAUUACAUGAAUUUAUGGAUUUUUAUCAUAAAGCUCUAGUAAAAUUAGAUGAUCGAAAAACAAACGAGGAAGAUGAAAUCAAAAAAUUAAAACAACAACGAGAUGAUUUACGUAUAAAAAUAGCUGAAUAUGGUGUUGAUGAUCAAUCAAAUCGUCGAAACGAACGUCGGGAAGUGACCAUAACAGUGCAUAUAGGUUGUACUAAUAUUGAUGUUAAUUUAGAGAUAUCCUAUUUGAUAAGUAAUUGCUCAUGGAGUGCUAGUUAUGAUGUUCGUGUCAAUACUACAGAUACAUCAAAACAAGCGACUCAAUUAACUUAUUAUGGUGUCGUCAUGAACAAAAGUGAAGAAAAUUGGUCAGACGUACAAUUAUCAUUGUCGACAGCAACUCCAUCUCUUGGAGGAAUACCACCAAAAUUACCUACACUAAAAAUUGACUAUUAUCAACCUUAUGAGAAGUAUCAUGAACUGUGUGAAGUAAAAGAUAAGAAAGACAAUACCUAUGGAGCCUCCUCACAACUUUUUUCAUUCAUUUCAUCAAGUCGACAAUCGAGAAAAUCUGAAGGAUUUGUUACUUCACGAGAACGAUCAUCUUUCAAUUCCAAUCAAAUCGUUGUAGAAGAUGAACCCGAAGCAAUAAAUAUAAUUAACGUUUUGUCGACUACAGCUGAAGCGAAUAUGUUAGGUGUUAAUUUUGUCAUUCCUCGAAGAUCAACUAUUGAUGCUGAUGGUAAGCCACACAAAGUAACAAUAGGUGUUCUUGAUCUUACUUCAACAUUUAUCUAUACAGUUGUACCAAAACUAUCCAUUCAUGCAUAUCUCAGAGCAUCAACAAUAAAUACAUCGAACAAAUUACUUCUAGCUGGGCCAGUAUCAGUUUUUAUGGAUAACAAUUUUAUUAGACAUAGUUCAAUUGAUAAUGUUUGUUUGGGAGAUAAAUUUGAACUUUCAUUAGGUACUGACACAAGUAUUAAAGUCGAAUAUAAACCUGUGAAGAAAAUUACUGAAACACAAGGUCUUAUUUCAAAAACAUAUUAUGAAAAUAUUCGUCGUGAAACACAUCUUAUCAAUACAAAAUCAAUUGAAGUUAUUGUUUAUGUUUAUGAACAAGUACCAUUUUCAUUAGAUGAAAAAAUUAAAGUGAAAUUACUUGUACCUGAUUUACGAAUAAAAGAACAAAAUUCAAAUUAUAUUGUAACAAUGAAUGGUUCAAAUAAUCUCGAAUGGAAAUGUGUAUUACAACCUAGAACUGAAUGUCGAUUACCACUUGAAUAUACAUUAGAAUGGCCAAAAGACAAAUGUAUUGAAUUCAAAGAAGAAUGA
Messenger RNA from Rotaria sp. Silwood1, 1794 nucleotides. Lineage: Eukaryota; Metazoa; Rotifera; Eurotatoria; Philodinida; Philodinidae. The record is from the annotation of a GenBank genome assembly.